GCCGUCCGACGAGUUGCUCCGUCGUCGCUACCGCCGCCGCCGCCUUUACUGCUGAAGCUGAUUCCACCGCCACAGCGCCGUCAGUCAACCCCGCGAUAUCGUCGGCGUUGGGCAUUUAACGUUUCAUUGAAAAAACAAUAGUAAUAGUUUUGCAGUUGACAGAUAAAUAUUUGUUGUUGCGACGCGUUCGAGAUGGACGACCGUCGGCGGGACCGAAAUUGUACCGUUGACACGACUUCGGCCCAUACUAGUGCGGCUCGCCGAUGACCCAAUCAGAGAAACGAUCAGGAUUAUUUUAAAUGAAGAAUUAGCAAUUCCAUAUAGUUUUUAUCGACUAAGGAAUUGCGAUGAUGUUCCCGGGUGACAUGAGCACUUCUUCUAGAGGAACUCCUCCAGUUCCAGUGUUCCCACUCAGGUCUACAGGUCACAGUUCGCAAUACUCACCAUAUUCGACUACCAGAUUCCAAGACAUUCAACAAAAGUGUAAUUUUAAAUGCUCGUGGAAAUGUAGUUUUUUGAUAUUGUUUAUUGUUACGCUCAUUGUUACAUCAUUCCUAAUAUAUUUCAUAACAAUGAAAAGUUCAUGUUCAGACAUCAAGGAAAAAUGUGUCCUCAUGGAAAAGGCUCGAUCAAUUGCUAUGGAUUCUGAUAGUCCUCUUGGGUUUACCACUGAAAUACAAUCAAUAAGUACUACUACUGUUGCGAACUUUACAAUUCAUAGUAAGUCAAACAUGGACGCCGUAUCUGAUGAUCAAAGUGAGAUGCAUCGCCAUCAUACUCGAAAUCAGUGGCCCUCAUUACUAGAAAUAACUAGCUUUAGUACGCCGUAUAGUUCUAUUGUUCAUCCAUACCACUUCUGGAAUCUAGAGUUUCAUAAUAAGCAGCCUGUGUUCAUGAGACUGAAUCUGACACUUCCAUGGGGUGCUAACUUUGCUGUUUACGGUCGUAGAAAUGUAGCACCAACUAUCACUCAACACGACUUUUCUGAGUUCGUAAAAGGUGGUCGAUUAGAAAACCGAGUAAAUCGAAGAUCAAUCGAUGAUCCCAUGGAAGAAGAUCCAAUGGUUGUGAAUGUCACACUAAUUGAAUAUUUAGAUGCGGGUCGGUGGUUCUUAUCAAUUUACAAUGAUGAUCUUAGGCCGCAUACAGUUAUAUUAAGACUAGCCGAGGCUGAAGAUGUUACAACAACCUGUCCUAAUGAAUGUUCUGGUCAUGGAUCCUGUUAUCUAGGCAAAUGUGAUUGUAUAGAUGGGUAUCAAGGAAAUGACUGUUCUAAAAGUGUUUGCCCUAUGCUAUGUUCCAAUCAUGGAAAAUAUGGCGGAGGUUUAUGUCACUGUGAAGAAGGCUGGAAAGGUACUGAGUGUGAUAUACCAGAAACAGACUGUAGAGUGGCUGAUUGCUCUGGACAUGGUGUAUGUAAAAAUGGUGUUUGUCAAUGUCAUCAAGGGUGGAAAGGAGAUGAAUGUAAUCAAGCUGAUUGUAUGGACAAGAGUUGUUCUGGACACGGAAUAUGUAUGUCUGGAAAAUGUUACUGUAAAGCAGGGUGGCAAGGUGAAGAUUGUUCGCUGAUGAACAAACAAGUAUUUCAAUGUCUUCCUAGUUGUUCAGAUCACGGUACUUAUGACUUAGAAUCAGGAGUUUGUGUUUGUAAUAAGUUCUGGACAGGUCCUGAUUGUUCACAAGCUUUGUGUAAUUUAAACUGUGGGCCUCAUGGUAAAUGCGAUCAAGGUAAGUGUGAGUGUGACGUUGGUUGGACAGGUGACAGGUGUGAUCAACUUCCAUGUGACGAUCGAUGCACGGAACAUGGCCAAUGUAGAAAUGGUACUUGCGUUUGUUCGAGAGGCUGGAAUGGAAAACACUGUACAUUUCAGGGUUGUAGUAAAGGUUGUGGAAAUCACGGAAGUUGCGUAAUGACUAACAAUAUAUAUGGUUGUGUUUGCAAAGAGGGAUGGGCUGGUGAAAGUUGUUCAAUUCGUUUGGAAACUGAUUGUAGUGAUGAAAUCGAUAACGACGAAGACGGCAUGACUGAUUGUUCGGAUAGUGAAUGCUGUAAUUCACCAUCGUGUGCUGAGCACAUUAUGUGUUUAGCAUCAAACGAUCCAGUUGACGUUCUUCUCAGAAAACAGCCACCAUCAGUGACGGCUUCUUUUUACCAGAGAGUUAAGUUUUUGGUCGAAGAACACAGUGUUCAGAGUUAUGCCCAUUUGGACGAAUAUAGUGAAAGUGAAUUUUGGAACUCCUUUACACCUGGACGUGUUUCUGUUGUUCGUGGUCAAGUACUGUCGCCCCAAGGGUUGGGAAUCAUUGGAAUUCGUGUGUCUGUUGAUCGUGAUUCAAGAUUUGGAUUUACACUUACUAGAGCUGGUGGAUGGUUUGACGUUAUGGUUAACGGCGGAGAAGCGGUAACUCUUCAGUUCCAGAGAAGUCCAUUUAAACCACAGAUAAAGACUUUAUUCAUUCCGUGGAAUCAAAUAAUAUCUUUAACGCCAAUCCGAAUGACAUUAAACGAAGAAAUAGACUCUUAUAAAGAAUCUACAAUGGAUAAUAAUGGCAUGCUGUAUGAUCAGAAUCUAUUCAAUGUCACGCCAUGUAUAGAUCAUAGAGAAAUCCCUCAAAUUGUGUCUACAUGGCUUCCAGAGAAAGUUGGUGGAAUGCCGGGUAAAAGUGUUAUUUUCGCAGAAACUCAGUUACUUCAAGAGAGUAUAAGUAUUCCUGGAUCAAAUCUAAAUUUAAUAUACAGAAGUAGUUGGGCAACUGGUUAUUAUUCUUAUUUAAUAAUACAUCUCACUCAAUCCGACAUCUCGCCCCAUUUAAAAGUUGUUCAUAUAACCGUUGAAAUUGAAGGCUCUGUUUAUAAUCAUAAACUAGAAGCAGAUCCAAAUUUGAAAUAUACAUUUACCUGGGAUAAACGAAAUGUUUAUAAGCAAAAGGUUUAUGGAAUUGCAAAAGCUAAAGUAUCUGUAGGCUACGAGUACAUUAAUUGUAAUCAAAUUGUAUGGGAAGUUCAAAUGACUGUUUUACAAGGAUUUGACGUUGAUAUAUCCGAUAUAGGUGGAUGGAGUUUAGAUGUGCAUCAUCAUUACAAUUUCCACGAAGGUAUUUUACAAAAAGGUGAUGGUUCAAUUUUAUACUUCAAACAUCAAUAUCCUCAUACAUUACAUGUUGUUACUGGUACUGGACUUCAAAGACCGUUAAAUUGCAAAGAUUGUAAUGGUAUUGCGAAAGAUACUCGACUCUUAUCACCUAUUGCGUUAGCUAGUGGUCCUGAUGGCAGCUUGUACGUUGGUGACUUUAACCUUAUAAGAAAAUUAACUCCAGAAGGAAAUGUCUUCACAGUUUUACAAUUAAGUGCCACACAAGUAUCAUAUCAAUAUUACCUUUACCUAUCUCCAACUGACGGAUAUCUUUAUGUUUCUGACCCUGAAAGACAUCAGAUACUUCGUGUAACAAAUACUAACUCUGUAGCAGAUCCUACUGUAAAUUAUGAAGUUUAUGUGGGCUCCGGAGAACGUUGCAUACCUGGAGAUCAUAAUAGUUGUGGCGAUGGAGGUUCUGCAAUAAACGCAAAACUAUCAAAUCCAAAAGGUAUUGCUAUAUCAUCAGAUGGAACAUUGUACAUAGCUGAUGGCACAAAUAUCAGAGUAGUAAACAAUCAAGGUAUCAUCAAAACAUUAAUUGGUCAUCAUAAACAUAACAAUAUUUGGCAACCCAUACCUUGCAAAACUUCAUUGCCAACUUCUCAAGUACAACUUCAAUGGCCUACUAAUCUAGCACUGAAUCCAUUAGAUGAGAGUUUACAUAUAACUGAUGAUCGGAUAGUAUUAAAAGUAACCAAAGACAAUCGAGUAAAAAUAAUAGCUGGAUCUCCAUUACAUUGUUACUCAAAUAAUGAUGCCAAUAAAGACUCUUUGAAAACAACUGUUAACCAAGAUCUUAUGUCUGAGUCACAGAAAGCUACUGAAACGGCUCUUGGAACAAUAGUUGGAAUAACAUUUAGUCCUUACGGUGAUUUAUAUGUAGCGCAAAGUGAUUCACGAAAAAUUAAUUCAAUUAAAGUUAUCAAUUCAGCUGGUUAUAUAUCACAUUUCGCUGGAUACCAACAAAAUGAAAAUUUACAAAAGCAAUGUGAUUGCGACAACACCAAUACUACUUGCCAGUGUGGUAAUGGUUCUCGUGAACACUUGCUCUCAAUCACAGCCAAGUUUACUACGAUAUCAGCUAUAAUAGCAUCUCCAGAUGGAGUACUGAACAUAGCUGACCAAGGUAACCUUCAUAUACUUGCACUGAAACCGUACCUUCCAUCCCAUGAUUUGAAUGGUGAAUUUCAAAUACCUUAUCCCGCAACUGGUGAAUUAUAUGUAUUUAAUAGAUAUGGACAGCAUAUUUCUACUCUAGAUUUGAUGUCUGGAAAAGUCCGUUAUACUUUCUUAUACUCUAAAAACACAAGUUUUGGAAAAUUGUCUACAGUUACUGAUGGCUCUGGUAAUAAAAUGCUGUUUUUGAGAGACUACAGCAAUGUGGUGAGUGCUAUUGAAAAUUCCCAAGACUAUAAAUCAGAAUUAGUGAUAUCUGGUGCUGGAAAUUUAGUGAAGUUUUCUGAAAAAGGACGUUCUGAAAUUACAUUUAAUUAUGAUAGCAACUCGGGUCUAUUAACCAGCCGUUCUGAUUCCACAGCUGAAGGAAGCUCACUAUACAUUUAUAACUACGAUCAACUUGGACGUCUUGUUAAUGUUGUUUUACCGACUGGUGAAAUAUUUGAAUUAUCUUCGCAUAUAUCUAUGGAAGACGAUAGCUUUGAAGUGAAUGUUUUCACUCCUUUGCACAACCCAAUCAGCUUAAUGUCAUUAGAUGGUCAUAAUGAUCAAAUAACCAUUAAAAUGGAAGGCAAUGACUAUAAAAAACUAAUUGUUAAAAAUAGUGCAUCUUCUAUUAACGAGGCCAUCAACUUUAAAAAUGGUUCAUUUAUGUUCAGAUCAAGAUCUGGUGAAGUUGUUCAAUGUUUUGCUGAAUCAAAGCAUCCAAUAUUAGAAUUGUCAUUACCUGUUGAAGCUGAAAUGUUACCGGUUUUUAAUAGACAAGUUUCAUCGCGGGGUAUUCUAUCGAACACAAUUUUGUGGACUUACUCUCUUGUUGGUGAUGCUGGCUCGUCUAAAUCUAUAAUAAGGAGAAAACUAACUGUCAAUAAUAGUUCGGUUCUAAUCAUUGAUUAUAAUCAAUAUUCAAGAGUAGAAACCAUUUUUAGUAGUGAGAGACCUUCUACUUCAUUACUUAGUAUUUCUUAUAGUCCAAAUGGUUUACCUCUAUCAUGGACUAUAGGUUCAUCAAAACAUCAUGUGAAUUUAACGUAUGAUAGAUUUAAUCGAUUAGAAUCUUGGAGCUGGGGUGCUAUUAAUGAACAUUAUAAAUACACCCAUCAUGGUCUAUGCAUAGAAAAAUUCUUAAGUCACAGAGGGCCUAUUAAAUAUAUUUACAAUGCAUGGAAUAGGAUUUCUGAAAUUGAACUUCCAACCAAACGCAAAUUUGGUUAUUUGUAUGAUGAAUCUGGUGGUUUAAAAAACAUAGUCUUACCUUCUGGAACCAAACAUACUUUCUCGUCUCAAACAUCAUUAGGAUUUAUAAGAUUUACCUACACCCCGCCAGGUUCAACAAGAUCUUAUUUGCAACACUAUAGCUAUACAGGAUGUUUGCUACAAACCGUUUAUCCUGGUGACGGUGCUCGUGUUUUAUAUAGAUACCGUAGCUCUGGACAGUUGUCACAGGUUGUUCAUGGAGAUGGUAUAACUAAAGUAAAAUAUUGGACAAAUACUCAACUUCCUAGCCAAGUGCUUAAUAUUGAAAAUGACUUUGAAUAUCGUUGGGAUUAUCAGUACAAUGAUGGUUUAUUAAUAGAAGAAAGAAUUGACUAUGGUCCUAAAACAGGAUUAAGCAAUGCUAAAAUUACAUAUGAAUACGAUAAUAAUUUCAGAGUAACAUUGAUUGAAGGACGUAUAGGUGGACAAAGUUUACAAGAAUAUCGCGUGCAGUAUAAUCCAAUAACAGGAAAAAAACAGAUAUUUGGACAAUUUGAAAUAUUAAGCAGUGGUAAUAUCACUAAAAUAACAGAUGGUACUGCGACAUUUAAUCGCAUGACCAACGACUACUUCCAAGAAACUUACGUGUCAGUUAUAAUACACCAAAUGGAAGUUUUUCGCAUGGAAUUUGUAUACAAUUUAGAUAGUCGUAUUGUACAAUCUCGCACUUACACUCAUAAUGUAGGAAUUAAUACUUAUACAAUAGUUAAAAACUACACUUAUGAUGCGGAUAGUCAACUUUUGUCCGUUGACGCUCAAGAACCUUGGAGUUUUAAGUACGACCAGAAUGGAAAUAUGUUAGCAAUGACUUACAGAGGAAAUAUGAUUCCAAUGGAACAUAGUGUCAUGGAUCGUAUAGAAAAAUUCGGUGAAGGACUUUAUCGGUAUAAUAAUCGCGGAUUAGUUGUACAAAAUGCAAGAGAAGAAAAAUUCCAUUACAACUCUAAAGGAUUACUAGUAAGAGCUGUUAAAAGAGGUCGUUUCGAUGUACGAUACUACUAUGACCAUUUGAAUAGAUUAAGUACUCGCAAAGAUAACUUUGGAAACGUAACGCAAUUCUUUUAUACCAACCAUAAAAAUCCAAAUGAAGUCAAUCAAAUAUAUAGUCCUCGAGAUGGAAAAUUAAUGUCAUUGACUUAUGAUGAUCGUGGCUUUUUAAUUUAUGCUCAAGUAUUCAGACAUAAAUACUAUAUAGCUACUGACCACUGUGGUACGCCAGUAAUGAUAUUCAAUCAAUAUGGGGAAGGUAUUAGAGAAAUGAUGAGAUCUCCCUAUGGUCAUAUAGUCUAUGAUUCCAAUCCAUACUUAUACUUACCUAUUGACUAUUGUGGAGGACUAUUAGAUCAGGUUACAUCUUUGGUACAUAUGCCGGAUGGUAAAGUUUAUGACCCUCUUGUUGGGCAAUGGAUGUCACCGCAAUGGGAAGGAAUGUUAUCCAAAGCUACUGAACCUCAACAACUUCAUCUAUAUAGAUUCAAUGGAAAUGACCCUAUUAAUGUUGCUCCUACAAGACAGUAUCUUAAAGACGAGAAACAUUGGUUAUCGUUAGUGGGUUAUGAUUUAAACUCUGUAAUGCCUCAAAUGCCACAGUCUAUAUCAACAUUCCCAUCGCUAUUGCCAUCUGUUUCGCCUAUUCUAGGUUCGACACCUUUAGAUGUAACGUCUGUGUAUUUCAAUAAUUUAAAUAAGUUACUAAGCAAACGCAAAUUAACAUUCUUAUCCGAAUCGAAAACGCAUGCUGAACCUGCAAUCAACUCUUUUAAAGAAAAAUCAAAAUGGCUGGAUCCAAUGUGGAUUACGUUUUAUAUGAAUGAAUUAGAAGAACCAAAAAAUCGAGGUCCCAAAGCUCAUGGUGAUGACCCAGGAGCAUCUUUGGUGCCCCUUUUUGGAAAUGGAAUUCUCUUGUCUAGAUCCGAUGACGGCCGAGUUGUCGUGCAAAGUGUACCUAAUGCUAAUCCAAUCUACAAAGACGUAUUCACUUCAGUUUUUAAUGAUACAUUUUUACUACCAUUUAGCUUGGUUAUGCAUGGUGCUCAGCAGGAUGCAUACUACUUUGUGAAAAAAGACAUAUGGCAUGCCAAUGAAGACAAGGUACAAUUAAAGAGAUUUGGUACACAGAUGAAUACCACGUUUCAUGAAAAAGAAUCGGACAAUAAUUCUGGAAAGGUAGUCGACGUAAGAAUACAUUGCACAGACACCGUGAUGAAUCUACGUUAUGGUACAACAUUGGAUCAUGAAAAACAACGAUUAUUACAUCAUGCUAAAACAGCAGUGAUGCGAAAAGCAUGGCACCGCGAACGAGACUUAUUGAGAUUAGGUUUACCUACUAACAAAGACUGGACCACAGCUGAAGUAGAUGAAAUACUUAAAUCAGGGUAUGCUAGUGGAUUUGAUGGCGAGUAUAUAAGAGAUAUCGAAAGAUAUCCAGAACUAUGUGAUGACCCUUAUAAUAUAAGAUUUAUCAAAUCCAACUAAAUAAUUAUUAAAUAACAUCAUUGAAAUUAUCUUUUGUUCAAUAUUUUUCUGUAAAUAAGUUUUUAUAGAUAAAAACUUAAACAAGAUAUUAAUAUAUAUGUUAAACACACUAUACUCUGGAACAAUGGAUUUCAUGAGAAGUAUUACCAUAUUAUUGAACGUCCCAAUUCGUAUUAUUUUAUACAAAAUCAACUUUUCUUUUGUACAAAAUUUUACAUAUUAAUUCACUAUCUAUUACUAUAAUUUGUAAAAACUUCCAGUAACACAUUACGGAUUGUAAAUAACAAUUUUGUUAAUAAUAUUUUUAAUAUAAAUAUUUUGAUUUUGGCUGAAAAACGAAUCAAAAAUAUCGUUUUGUUAAUUUAUUUUUAUAUAAAAUGAGCUGAGUACUGGAUUUUUUUACUGUUCGUCCAUGUUGUUAUGAUGUGAAUACCUCGUGAUAUUUUUAUUUAAUUUAUGUAAAUUUCUGAGCCGUGUUCGUGUAAUUAUAAUAUUUUACAAAUUAUUGGUGUUAUUUAUCUCAUUUGAUUUUCGACGUGUCCAGAUGUUUAUAACAUUAUGAUUUUAUUAUUAACAAUAACAUAAAAAUAUCUAUGUAAAUUUUUAAAAAAUAAACGAACUGCUCUUGUGCAGUAAU
Daktulosphaira vitifoliae (grape phylloxera) is the source of this 8682-nucleotide messenger RNA. RefSeq names its product teneurin-a (gene Ten-a). The record is from RefSeq and is a predicted model, not a curated record. Lineage: Eukaryota; Metazoa; Arthropoda; Insecta; Hemiptera; Phylloxeridae. Gene Ontology annotation, biological process: motor neuron axon guidance. Bases 348 to 8045 code for a protein of 2565 amino acids. The transcript is spliced from 35 exons.